This is a messenger RNA of Aspergillus campestris IBT 28561, 2188 nucleotides long. RefSeq lists its product as uncharacterized. Lineage: Eukaryota; Fungi; Ascomycota; Eurotiomycetes; Eurotiales; Aspergillaceae. The transcript is spliced from 2 exons. Gene Ontology annotation, molecular function: protein binding. The record is from RefSeq and is a predicted model, not a curated record. The coding region runs from base 32 to 2188 and encodes 718 amino acids.
GGAGACCCCGCCUCAGUCAUAUUUAUUAUGAAUGAUCUCCCGAAUUUCCCCCUACCCCGGACUCUUCGACCAGAACACUCACGACCGCAUCCUUCUCUACUCUCGGGCAGCUAGGUUAGAAACAGCCGCAAAGAUGACGCUGGAAGACCUUCCCAAUGAGCUGCUGCUGCUCAUCGCAGCCUAUAAUGACAACCACGGCGACACCCUCAGCCUCGCGCAAUGCUGCCGCCGAUUCUACUCCCUCCUGCGCCAGGAGAUAUACACCUCAAUCGACUUCACCUACCUGUGUCCCUGGGCCCUCAGCCGAUUGACCCACACCGUCAUCGAGCACCCAGAGCUCGCCCAGAGCGUCCGCAAGCUCUCAAUGGGCGUCCGCAACGGGUACUGCCCAAAGUCGCACCGACCAAACACCAAAUACAACGCGGCAACGCUGCUCCCCGCCGUGAGCGCAGCCGCGCACACCCCGGACGAACAGCAAACCUGGCAAAAGGCCCUCCAAUGCGGCCAGAUCGACCCCUGGACAGCCCUCCUCCUCCCCCUCUUACCGAACCUCUCCCAACUCAAGCUCAAACUCGACUACCCAGCCAGCUACCUCAACCGGAUGCUCGAGCGAGCCGUGCGGGGCCAAAAACCCUUCGACACAACACCGCCCUUCCCCGCCCUCGAGCAAGUCUCCGCCACCUGGCACGACCACGAAAACGGCAUCUUCUCGUCACGACUCCUCCCCUUCUUCUCCUUUCCGGCCAUGCGCCGCUUCCAGGGCCACAUGGUCGUCGAAGACCACAUCGCGGGCCCCGCCCCCGAGCUCCUCAAGCGCCGCGAGUUCUCCGGCGUCACGGAUAUCGAUUUGACGGCCGCGCACGCCGAGCAGGGCCUCGGAUACUUGCUGCGGGCGUGUCGCGGGCUCAAGUCGUUCCGGUAUGUGCACGCGCACGCGAGCAUCUCGCUCAAGGACUUCAAUCCGACGCGGUUCCACCGCGCGCUGGAACCGCACCGUGAGACGCUUGAGAGGCUGGAGUUCCGGCUGGAUGACGGCUUCGGAUGGGGGUCGACGGGGUCGGAGCGCGAGGAUGACUUUUUUGGGCCCUUGGCGGGGUUUACCGCGCUGAGGGAGGUCGCGCUGCGGGCGGCGAAUAUUGUCGAUUGGAGUAAGGGUGAUGAAGGGUCUGUUGGGGCGUUGGCGGGGAAUCUGCCCCGCGCGUUGAGGGUGCUUGCGCUGGAUCAGUUCGACCAGUGUGACAUGGGCGCUAUGGUGGCGCAGUUGGAGAAUCUGGUCGGCUGUGCCAAGAACAGGUUCCCUGAUCUGGGGGUGAUUGAUAUCCAGGGCGAUUUGCACGACGCGGGUGGUGGGGGCAGGUCGAUGAAGGAGGAGGUGAUCGGUGUGACGGAGAGGUUGAGGGGCUUGUGCUCUGAGGCCGGCAUUGAUUGUCGCUGGUGGAACCGCGAGGGUGGUUAUACUUAUGCUUUUUUCCCACCCGCCCUCUCCAAUACGACGUCGUCCCCGGAUCAGGCAACUCCACCACCCUCCCACCCCCAUCUCAAAACACCUACCCAUCCCAACAACUCCUUCACAUCUUCAAUCUCAAGUCCUCACAGUAUGGUUUUCUACAACCUCGUCUUCUACCGCGGUGACCACUGGCACGAAAGCAACAAACCCAAUGGCGGCCGCGACAACCGCUACCUACUCAUCGCAUCAACGCGCUCCAAAGCGGACCUCCUCUACCGCGUCCUCCAAGAAAACAAGUCCAUAACAGGAGGGCGCAAAUUCCACGAACUGAAGCGCCUCUCGCCGCAGAUGUGGUCGUGGUGCGGCGACGGGCCGAAGGCACUCUACGACGCUAUCGAGAAGAUCAAUAUCGGCACGGCGGAGGUUGCACCCCAGGAGACGAAGGAGAUCGUGUUGGCUGAGCUGCGCGGACAUGUCUUCUUUCAGUUUCUAGAUGCGUGGGAUACGCUGCCGUUGGGGUUUCCUGUUUUGAGGGCUGAUGAGGGGGGUGUUGCAGAUCGGGUGAAUGGGGGGAGGUUCUGCGUGAGGAGUCGGCGGUGGCCGGGGCGGUUUUGGGCAGUGCAUCGGGGGUCAAAUUUUUGUGCGAUCGUUGUUUCUGAGUGGGAGAGGGCGGUGUUUAGGGUUUGGAUUGAGGGGGUGGAGAGGGAUGGAGCGGAGAAGGAGGGGGUGGGGGGUUGUUGA